This is a messenger RNA of Seminavis robusta, 1440 nucleotides long. The record is from the annotation of a GenBank genome assembly. Lineage: Eukaryota; Bacillariophyta; Bacillariophyceae; Naviculales; Naviculaceae.
AUGCCUCCACCAGCAAGUCCAAGACGAAUAAAGAAGCGGAGGAAACUUCGACGUCAGUGGUUGAAAGGAUCCAUCCUGACGGUCAGUUUCUUUGUCAUUACUUGCAUCCAUAUCACCUCGGUGACACACUUCUGGUUGUUCCGAGAAAAGGCAGAGCAAAUCUUUGCACUGAUGGAGGCUCCUACCGGUAUAGAUGAUCGGGUCUUCACCAAUAAUGCUACUGCUGCUGCCAGAGAUCCAGGUGAUGCAUACAUGCCUGGAUUGUUGCGAGGCAUCGAGCCACCCUCCUUACCACCCACGACCAGCAAAUUUGGACCCCCAGAUAAUACGCAUUCCGCGAGACAGGCUUUUCCCAGUACCGGUAGGAAGAGUAAAACCACCAUUGGAUAUGCGGUGACCAUCACGUCCUGCAACAUCAACGGCACCAAUGCCGACACUGACACGGACCUCGCAGUGAUUUUGGAUGCUGCAGCAGUCUUGGAGCAUUCAAUUCACUUGGCGCAUCAUCAGAGUACCAAGUAUGACUAUCAAAUGCAUGCCUUUGUGUAUCGCAGUGCAUCGUCCUCUUGUCCUCGGUUGAUCCCACGGCUGUCCCAACUGGGUUACAACGAACAACUCCUGCACAACCACAACCACCUGAAAUUAUUGAACGAAGCUACCAACCGCAGUACGAUUCCGUUUCUUCAAUGGCCCUUCCACAAACACCAAGGUGACAAUAAUCCACAAUCUCUGGAAGCCUUGUUGGUCCGAGACUAUUCCAUGGUGAACCAGCCCAGCAAUCCCAUGAAACGACGAGUGGGUGUACAAAGCGGCUUUUGGAUUGUCAAACCCAACCCCUAUGUCUACAUGGACCUCCUGGACAUGAUCACGGAACCAUUCCAUGCGUUUGUCCAGGGUCGGGGAGGGAAGAAAGUGCCUCGCGAGGACUAUGUGCACUAUGGCCAUGAUGCUCCAAUCCAAGAACUCUUGAGCUAUUACUACCGGUACGGUCAAGUUCAUCCCAACAGUGUGGCGGAACUGCAUCAUUGUCAUUACCAAAGUGCCGCAGCUCCUCCCCAGCGCCAAUUCUGUAGCAACCAGGCUAGUACUACAACGGUGAUGAAUUGCGCCGAUUGUCGUCACACUCCCUUGGACGAAGUUUAUACGAUUCAUUUCACAUCCUCUGUUUGUCAAAAACCCUGGCAGUGCCUGACUCAACGCGAUACACCGCAAUGCAGUCGGUUUCUGUUGGAAUGGCACCGCAUCCGAUAUGAUUUGGAAGAGAAACGAAAUUUGGUCUUGAUCCCCAACAAGUAUUGGCAUUUGGGCCAAGUCAAUGCGUCCAGUCGGAUCGAUGUCAUUGAAAACUUUGAAGGGCAUUGUCGAGAAUUGGAGGAGGGGCAGAAAUAUCAAUAUGUGCCCAUUCAUUUCGACGACAUGGAGGAAGAAGCAGGUUGGUGA